GAUCACUCCCGCGCAUGCGCGCUGAGCUUACGCGCGUCUUCUCGUGUACUAUGCGUCGGUGGUGACUUGACGAGUGCAAGUGUUGUGUACUAUUUCCUAAAGACCGUGAUCUGUGUGCCUUUACGAUGAGGUCUUGCAGCGCACUCGCGCUUUUUACGUUAGCCGUGUUGACAGAAUGCCUUGCCGCCUCAGACCGUUCGCGGCAUCGAUCCGGCCCAGUCAGGAGUGUUCCCGUGGCGGCAAAUGUUAAACGAGAUGUGGACUUCGACUGUCCAGAGGAGUUCGGCUACUAUCCUCAUCCCACCGACUGCACAUUGUACUAUGUUUGCGUGUUUGGCGGCGCCCUACUUGAAUCAUGUACUGGUGGACUUAUGUACAGCCACGAGCUCCAAACGUGCGAUUGGCCGCGCAACGUAGGCUGUGAUGGUGCCAGCGCUGGUGGUGGCGAGGAGUUGGAGCGGUUCAGCGAGCGUGACGACCCACCGCCGCCGCCCCCACCGCCACGACGCACGCCGCCACCCCCACGAGCUCAGCCCAAGCCGAUCAUCACAUCCAGAGGACAACCAAAAUUCAAUCGCGUGGAAUACGAAAAGCAACAACAGCUGUAUGCGGAAAUAGAUGAUUUACCUCCCGUAGAAGAAAUCGAAAGUGACAGACAGCAGCGCGUUUAUCGAGGACAACCUUCGACAAUAGGUCAAGUCCAAAAGGAUAGAGAUGGCUACGGAUCUCAAGCUAUUAGCUCCGGGAGAACUGUCAACUCGAAUAUAAUUCCAGCAUCCUUACCACAAGCCGGUAAAAUUGGAUCAUUUUCUUUCGGCUCGCAAAUCGAUGACAGACGGGCUGCCACUAUAACUCCUGCUCCUCAAAAAUACAACUUGGAACCGACAGAAAAUCUAUCUCCAGUAUCUUAUUCACCAAGCCCUCGACCUAAAAUGUUGUACAAUGGAUCUCAAGCGUAUAAUCCCGAUCAAUAUGAUCCAUACUAUGCAGUCUAUGAUGAAGACGGCGAGUUAUACAAGGAUACAGAUUAUGUGCAGCAAUAUAACGUUGCAUCGGUCCGCCCAGCAGUACAGCAGACAUACAGAGGUACUCCACCUCCAGCCAGACGACCCGUCGAAACGUACACGGCAAGGCCGGUGUCGGCUGAUGACUACGACGAUGCACUCAUCCAAGGACAGAUUAGCAACCAAAAUCAAUACCAAGCACCCGUUCGUCAUUCUACGAGGGGCGAAGGUAAUGAAUUGGGCUAUGAGCAUAACCCGAGCAGCAUAAGGACGACACUGUAUGAAACUACUUCUAUUAGCACAACCUCUUCUACUACGACAAGCACUACAACUACCACGACUACACAACGCCCUACCACUGCACCAUAUACUGAAGCUAUGACCCCGUCUCGAUACACGCCAAGAUCAUCCACAGAUGAAAACCCUACUCCCAAAUCUGAUACUUCUUCUACUGCCCCUGAAAAUGAUCCUACCCCUUCGACAACACCGUCUCAUAUUAAUUUAUCCUAUCUUGCAAAGCCUUUUGAAAUAACUGACAAUUUACAUAGAUUAGAACAGACCUUACCGACAACUGAAAAAAUGUUGACUUCUAGACGUUCUUCUCGUGUGACUAACAAUAACAAUAAUAUCCCUGUGGACGUGGAACAAGUCUCUUCUAAUAAAGGCAAGAAAAAACUAGUGUCAUUAACGACUGGUUUUUCUAUUAGACGAAAUUUAAACAAUACAAAUAACCCAUAUACGUUGACGGUUCUAACGCGACCAAUAGAUGAAUUUAAUAAUCCACGAAAAAACCAUUCACGUAUUAACAAUUCUUCUACUGGUAAGCAUUCGCAACGAUAUCGUUAUGAAAUCAGCGAUAGUAUAAGUAACGACAACAUAAGUCGCAGUGAAGAAGAAAAUAAUAGUUUCAGUACAUCCGCAGAACCAGUUAAUCGUCGAACUGAUAUCACAAAAGAAAUAACUGAAGAAUAUGAUAUUCCGAUUCCUAUUAUGCCACCUAGUAGAAAAUUAAUUUCUGUUGAAACAACUACCCCUACAACCACAACAACAAAAUACUACUUAAAAACUGUUAUUAAACGACCAAGUUCUGUUAGUACUGAACAAUUUCAAGAGAAUACCGUCAGCACUGAAAGCAUUCUAAGAAAUCAAGCUGAAAAAGCCGACGUUAGGAGUCAAGAUAAUAUUUUACUCAAAAAUCAAUCGAGAUCGGAUAAGUAUAAAACACAAACUGAACCAUUUGUUUCCCCAUAUCGUACUUUGGACAAUUUACGUAAUAGUUAUCGAGUGGACGAACAAAUUCCAGAGUCUUCUUCGGUUAAAACUACUUCAUCUACUACAACACAAAAAUUAAGAGAUAAAUCAAAUUCGCUUUCAACAAGAAAAGCUGCACAACUUUCACGUGUUGCACCGUCUUACUACAGUUAUCGUUUAGAAGACGAAGUUAUCCCAAACCAUACAACAGAAGUAUUCAGUGGAAAAGUGAAACAUGUCAUUCAAGCUUUUUUGAACAAUGUAGAUAAUUCACCGAUACCACAACUUGUAGAAAAAAUACCAGAUCAGAGCUCUACGACUCCAGCUUCUUCUACUGAAGAAAGGAUUGUGAACAUAGGUUUUCAGCGAAAAAGCGUGAAAUACACAACCGAAAAGCCUUUACGUAAUAAUGUUAAAAGGUUACAAAUAGUAACUGAAUCAAGCAUAAUUAAUACAGAUAGAACAAAUUUAAAUAAAAUUAAACCUUCUGAAAAUGAUGAAACUGUAAAUCAAGAUUUUGCGCUAAUUAACACUGUAGAUAGUGUGAGUACAACUUCUGUGGUACAUACAACGUCAACAGCAGCACCAGUCCAGAAAGAAAACUAUGAACAAUUGUAUGUACCAAGCAGAGAUUACUACUCGUUAAAAUUCAACAGCUUAGUAAACAGUACAGAUGCUCCAGCACGAUUUGUGCCAGCGUCAGAAAAGUCGCAAAAAUUCAAAAAUGUAAUGAAUUUAGAACCGUCAACUGAAUCUGUCGACGUUGUUGUAGAAGAAGAUAGUGAAAAAAAAAAUGACGAUCAAAUUGUUAAUAACAACAGUUCUGUUGUUAAUGACGAACAACAAAAAUACGAUAAUGGGUUAUUUAGUGAUAUUGCUUCUACGACAAGCACUACAAAAGCAACUACGACAAUUAAAUCCGAACAGACUACGACAACGACUACGACUGUUAAAAGCAUUUCCUUCCCAACGCGAGCCUCUCGAGUCAAUCCUGCCAUUAAGUUAGCCGCGACAAAUCUUGGAGGUGGGCGCAGGAGUUACCAAUCUACAUCGAAAUGUUCAUCAGACAACAGUCUGCAACCGAAUCCCAAAUGCAACGAAAUCAAAUACCAGAGACCUACGAGUACACGUGGGCGCGGUUCAGCGCAUUUCUCUACGUCGAGUGGAUCAGAUGCACCUCUGCCGCCACCCAACCGAGGAACACCCCCAACACGCAGCCGGCCGACAUUGAAACCCUCCACAGCUAUUGUCUCAAAAACGACAGAGUUUGUAGACAUCUACAACCAUCCGCCCAGUAGACCAGCGUCUGUUUAUCCUCAACCAACACCGGAUAAGACAGCGGCGAAAUGCAGGAAAGACGUUUGUUUGUUGCCAGACUGCUACUGCGGUGGAAAGGAAAUUCCAGGAGACUUACCGGUGGAGUCGGUCCCGCAAAUUGUUCUUCUGACAUUUGACGAUUCCGUCAACGAUUUGAACAAAGGCCUGUAUACUGACCUCUUUGAGAAAGGUCGUGUCAACCCGAACGGCUGUCCGAUUACGGCAACAUUUUAUGUCUCCCACGAAUGGACUGAUUACAGCCAAGUUCAGAACCUCUAUUCUGCUGGACACGAGAUGGCCUCACACACGAUUUCCCAUAGCUUUGGUGAACAAUUUUCUCAAAAGAAAUGGAACAGAGAAGUUGCUGGCCAACGAGAAAUUCUUGCAGCUUAUGGUGGUGUAAAACUUGAGGAUGUUAGAGGAAUGAGAGCGCCGUUCCUUUCCGUUGGUGGAAACAAAAUGUUCAAAAUGCUGUACGAUUCUAACUUCACUUACGACUCUUCUCUCCCAGUGUAUGAAAACAGACCGCCCAGCUGGCCUUAUACUCUCGAUUAUAAACUAUUCCACGACUGUAUGAUACCACCGUGUCCGACGAAAUCCUAUCCAGGUGUUUGGGAGGUCCCCAUGGUGAUGUGGCAAGACUUGAACGGGGGCCGAUGCUCCAUGGGUGAUGCUUGCGCUAAUCCACCUGAACCCGAAAACGUUUAUAAAAUGAUUCUGAAGAACUUCGAUAGACACUAUAGCACCAACAGGGCACCUUUCGGUUUAUUCUAUCACGCGGCUUGGUUCACUCAGCCGCACCACAAGGAAGGCUUCAUUAUGUUCUUGGAUCACAUCAACCAGAUGCCGGAUGUGUGGAUAGUCACUAACUGGCAAGCUCUACAGUGGGUCAGGGAUCCCACUCCUAUCUCUAGGAUAAAUAAUUUCCAGCCUUUCCAGUGCAACUAUCAGGAUCGACCGAAGAAGUGCAACAACCCCAAAGUGUGCAACCUUUGGCACAAAUCCGGAGUAAGAUACAUGAGAACAUGUCAACCCUGUCCCGAAGUGUACCCAUGGACCGGUAAAACGGGCAUCAGAUCUUCACGCAUCGACAACGACAUCGGAGAGUAAUCCAUACAUUAACACAGGUAGAAAUAUUUAGCAUCUUGUAGACGAUGAUGAUCCUAUGAAUUUAUAAUUAGAUGUCAUAGCCAACGAGGCAAGGAUCGUUUCAUUUUGUAAAUUAUUUCACAGUAGAAAUUUUAUUAUCACCUGAGAUCAGUGCCAUUUAGUUUUCGAUGGUCACAAAAAUAAUAAUAAUAUAAAAACAAAAAAUGUUUUCGUUGUAAAUCAAUUCCAUUGAAUGUUGUGAUCCGAACUUUUGUGCAGCGUGCUUUUUAAGACGUGUAUAAUGUAUUGGAAACUGUGAUAUUUUGUGUUUUCAAUCAGCUCGAAUGAAGAUUGUGUCAAUUUUACGUAAACCAUGCUUCCUAAAAUCAAAUUUACUUAUAUCCAUUUGUCUUUAAUCAUAAAUUUUUUUAUCUCAAAAAAAUACUCUCGUUAUCUAGUGCUAGUUCGCUAAGCGCCGGUUAUUUUUUUUACUUAGAAACUUUAAGAUGAUUUAUACUAGCCAUUUAUGAGUAUCGUGUUCUUUUAAUCUUGCCAGCUUUGUGGUUGACACUGCCUUUUAUGAAUGUAAAUAUAGUUAAUGUAUAGUUUACUAGUAGGUUAAUUAUGUGUAGUUAAGUCUUCAAUGUUUUCGUACUCUGAGUAAUAUUGAAUCAAAAUUCAUUUUGUAUACCACUGAUAUUUUCUCGUCUGUUACUUUGUGUAGACGUCUGAUUACAUCGUAGACAAAUGAUGUUGCACAUGUCUAUACGAAUGUAUCGAUUUGUUGUAGCUACGAAAACAAAGUUUUAAAUUAAUUAAUAUCACAACAAUGUUUUUAAUCAAAUGAAUCAAAAUUUUAAUAUAGUUAAAAAUACAAAAAUGUAAAUCUACCCCCUUUUUUAGUAUACAGAUACAAAAAUGAUAACAAUAAUCAAACAUCACAUUCCAUAAUAAUGUCAAAUAAUUUUUUUUAAACAUACACUAUACAAUAAUGACGUAAUUUUAAGCACAUAAUAUGUCUAAUGACACAAAUUAUGAAUAAUGUUUUCAAUUCAAUUCAAUUCUCGCAUUAGUAAUGUUUUGGUUUGCUAUUGCAAUCAAAGUUAUAAGAAGCGCUUGCAUUGACAUUAUUUAAAAAUAUCUAUUAGUAUUUAUAAGUAAAUUUAAUGUAAAUAUUUAAAGAAUAUUAUUUAAAAUUGGUAGUUUACAUUUUUUUUAAAAUCUCGUCAAAAUUACUGUUUUGAAUAUAUUUCGUAUAUUUAUCAUACUUCGUUUUUGGCAUAAUACCUAUUUAAGAGGACCAUAGGAGGAGAUAUGUGAACAGUGCUAAAAAAAUAAAUGCUAUAAUUAUAUAAA
This is a messenger RNA of Bombyx mori (domestic silkworm), 6017 nucleotides long. RefSeq lists its product as uncharacterized. NCBI's taxonomy places the organism in Eukaryota, Metazoa, Arthropoda, Insecta, Lepidoptera, Bombycidae. Gene Ontology annotation, molecular function: chitin binding; hydrolase activity, acting on carbon-nitrogen (but not peptide) bonds. The coding region runs from base 126 to 4682 and encodes 1518 amino acids. Gene Ontology annotation, biological process: carbohydrate metabolic process. The transcript has 16 exons. The record is from RefSeq and is a predicted model, not a curated record. Gene Ontology annotation, cellular component: extracellular region.